This is a messenger RNA of Cryptomeria japonica (Japanese cedar), 609 nucleotides long. Its product is annotated as protein DMP6-like. The transcript has a single exon. Bases 1 to 609 code for a protein of 202 amino acids. Gene Ontology annotation, biological process: endomembrane system organization. The record is from RefSeq and is a predicted model, not a curated record. Lineage: Eukaryota; Viridiplantae; Streptophyta; Pinopsida; Cupressales; Cupressaceae.
AUGAAGUCAUCAGGGCCCAAUGUGAAGCCUAAUGAAGAAACCCUAAUUCCCAUUUCUUCAACUAAGAAAGCAACGAUUACUUCAAGUGUGGUGGAUAGUACAUUGUCUUCAACAUCAAGUAUUGCAAAGAUAUUGCCCACUGGAAUUUUGUUUGUGUUUCAGGCUCUUUCUAAUCUUCUGUUGAUCAAUAGUCAAGAAUGCAAAACAUCAGAUAAGUACUUAGUAGGGGUGAUUGUGGGUAUUCUUGGAAUAGCAUGCUUCUUCUUUUCACUGGUAGACACCUUCACAGAUGCCUCCACAGGCAAGGUGCAUUAUGGGAUUGCUACCAUUAAUGGGUUGGCCACUGGUAAUGGAAUAAAGCCUUCCAAUCUCUCUGAGUAUAAGAUUAAACCAAAGGAUUUCGUUUAUGCAGCUAUGGCAGUUUUGGUAUUUUGUGUGAUAGCCCUCACAGACCAAAAUGUGGUGCAUUGUUUAUAUCCAUCGGAGGAAGAAAAUAUACAGAAGGUGUAUCAGGCACUUCUUGUUGCGCUGGGUGCACUUAGUGGUGUCAUUGCUGUUAAGCUUCCAUCCAAAAGGCAAGGAAUUACUAGUCCAGUUACUACAAGAUGA